UUUAUCUGUGAGUUUUGUUUGGCGUUCAGAAAGAGGCGCAGUGUGGAGUAUGAGCGGGUAAAGUGAAGAAGUAGCCUUUAGAAGUUCACCUCUCUGAACCGAAAAGUCCUGUCGAGUGAUUACUUUCCACUUUAGGUCGGCUGUUAUUUGAAAAGCAGGUUUCUGUAUGAAAAUGAAAAUACACUAAAGAAUCAUUUCAUUUCACAGAUAUUGUACGUGGGUUCCAGGAAAAGACUGCCAACAUGUCAGGCAACAAUGAGGAAAUGGAAUGGGCUGAUAGCUCAACGUCUGGUGACACAUAUUAUGCCGAGGGACCAAGAAGACUGUGGAAACAACGGGAUUCUUCAUCUGGGUCAAAGUCCCAAGAUGUGCAGCAUGGAGCUGUCAAAAAAAGUAGUAGCAGCGGUCCAACAGCAGUCUCCACAACAGGUGAAGAGCCAAUCCCUAACCCUGCUAUACUCCCAGUGAGCCAGUUCUUGCACAUAAACCACAUCUACAAGAAGGAGAUCGAGCAAAUACUGACAAAGAAUGGAGUCACAAUGAAAGCAGAAGCACACGUGACAUUUCCAGCAGACAAGGAAAAUGGAAGCCCACAAGAUGCUCUCUCUGACUUCACAACCCUUGUCCAGAAGGUUGAUAGUCAUUGUUCAGUUUUCCCUCUCAAGAACAGAGAUCCAAAAGAGUUGAUGGAUGCAGUGAACAUCGUCCUGACGAAGGAGAGCAAGCUUCUGCUUACUUUGUCUUCUGAAGAAAUGAUCACAUAUGGGCCAAGCCAGAGUCAAGAUGCUAUCAAAAAGUCGUUCAACACAACAACAAAUAUCAACCCCUCUGCUGAAGAGUCCACCGCAGCAACUCAAGACAGCUCUGCCAUCAUUGACAUGAGCAUCGAUGAUCCUUUCCUCACCACUGGGCUCAAGUUUGAGGAAAAUUAUUGGAAAGUGAUUGGUGUGUCCUUCAGUGAGAAAUUAGAAAAGAUAAAAGCUAAAUUUGGAGUGGACAUUAAAGUGUCAGAUAUCAGUCCAGGCAAGGUCAACAUCAAAACUUGCUACAAAGGAUUUGGAAGAAAUGCAUCGAUGGAGAGCCAUGCUCUCAGAGCUCUUCUUCAUCUGUACCAGAAGAUUGCCACAUCUCACUUUAACGUCACCCAGCCUCAUGGUGCCAUGGGGUUCAAUGGCGAUGUAAGUGAGCCAGAGGGGGCCUCUGGUGGACCUGUGGUGAAGGACAAACCAGGUUACAACAUACACUACACGGAAGUACCCACAGGAGGGGGAGCCAGACCAGGAGACAACAAAGAAGAAACCUGUCCUAUAUGCAUGGACAAAUUCACCAAGAAGAAACAGCUCAAGUGCAAACAUAAGUUUUGUGAGGACUGUCUGAAACAGUCAAAGGAAAGUAUGGGACCCAUCUGUCCUGUGUGCAAACGUGUCUUUGGUAAGAUAGAGGGAGACCAGCCUCCUGGAACGAUGACAACGAAGUCAUAUGGCAGGUCUCUCUCAGGAUUUCCAAACUGCGGCAGUAUAAUCAUCACCUAUGAUAUUCCAAGUGGAAAUCAGACGGAAAAGCAUCCAAAUCCUGGAAAGCACUUCCGUGGUAUAACGAGAACGGCAUAUCUGCCAGACAACAAAGAGGGCAAAGAAGUGCUACACCUGUUAAAGAGAGCGUUUGAUCAGAAGCUCAUUUUCACUGUUGGGACAUCAAGAACAACUGGGAUUGAAAACCAGGUGACCUGGAACGGCAUUCACCACAAAACCUUGAUGACAGGAGGAACAACAUGUUUUGGGUUUCCGAAUUACCUGAGCAGAGUCAAGGAGGAGCUAAAGGCUAAAGGCAUCGAGUGAAGGCUGAGAACACCUUAGAAGAAAGAGAACCAAUCAAUUAGUGGAAUCAGCAUACUAUUACUCUUUAAUCUUCUCUUCAGUCUUCUGCAGUUGAGUCAGAAAGCAUUUACUGCAAUGAAAGUUAUGUUUUUUAAUGUAUAUACUGUACUAAUCAAACAUUUCUUUGGGGAAGGAUUCUCUCUUUUUCAUUGAACAUUGAAUUUAUAAAGUAAAAGAAUGGUAUUUGAAUAAUAUGAUUGAACUUUGUGCCACCAGUACUACGAUUGCACGUUUGCCUUUUAAAUGAUUACACAGACUCUUGUAUUAAUCAGGGGGCGGCAGUAGCUCAGUCCACUGGGAACCGAAGACUGACUUGGGAACCGAAGGGUCGCCGGUUCGAGUCCCAGUAUGGAUGAAGUUUGGCAAGUGGA
Notolabrus celidotus (New Zealand spotty) is the source of this 2248-nucleotide messenger RNA. RefSeq lists its product as uncharacterized. NCBI's taxonomy places the organism in Eukaryota, Metazoa, Chordata, Actinopteri, Labriformes, Labridae. Gene Ontology annotation, molecular function: metal ion binding. Gene Ontology annotation, biological process: protein ubiquitination; Notch signaling pathway. The transcript is spliced from 6 exons. The record is from RefSeq and is a predicted model, not a curated record. Bases 243 to 1838 code for a protein of 531 amino acids.